CUUCUCCAAUAACACGUCGCAAUAGGGGUGGUAGUUCAUAGGCGGCGGUUCGUCAUAGCCUGCGGUUAGCGCUACCCCUCGGCGCUCGCGUCGCUAUGGUGAUGUUGCUGGCCGUCAACACAGGUGUCCACUGGUACACCGCCAGCGCACCCUGGUCCACUGUCAACACCUGGCUCAGUCUUCUCGACUGCAUAUCAGAUACCCCAUAUUCUUCCCCCAAAACACAUGCGAGCAUUCGCUUUCUCGCCCAUUUUGCUAGCUCUCUCAAUUCCCUGUCGCUGAAGCAGUAAACACAAGGCGCCAUGGGUGGUGCAGCGGCGACGGAGCCGCCUUCGGUCUCCCUAUCGUUCGCCAACAACUUCUGGGGCAAAGAUGACGCGGGCGUCGGUCCUAUGCUCGACCGCAUGCAUGCGGCCAAAGUCACCAACGACGAACUCAAGAACUUCUAUGCAGCCCGAGCCGCAAUCGAAGAAGAAUACUCGCGGAAACUCCUCAAUCUCUCCCGUAAGCCCCUAGGAUCCUGCGAAACGGGCACUCUACGACUGUCGUGCGAUGUCAUCCGAGCCGAGGUCGAGUCCAUGGGCAAGGCACAUCAGAGCAUAUCACAGCAGAUGAAGACGGAGCUGGAGGAGCCGCUAGCCGCUUUCGCCGGAGGAAUGAAGGAGCGGAGGAAGAUUGUUCAGAAUGGCAUCGAGAAGCUGCUCAAGCUGAAGAUGCAGCAGACAUCGACGGUCAACAAGGCACGCGACCGAUACGAGCAAGACUGUCUCAAGAUCAAGGGUUUCCUAGCGCAGGCACACAUGGUCAUGGGACAUGAAGAGCGAAAGAACAAGGCAAAGCUGGAGAAGACACAGAUCAACCUAGCGACCACGAGCAGUGAAUACGAGGCCGCAGUCAAGGUCCUCGAAGAGACCACGGGCAGGUGGAACCGGGACUGGAAAGCCGCCUGCGACAAGUUCCAGGACCUCGAAGAGGAGCGCAUCGACUACACGAAGAGCAGUCUCUGGAACUUUGCCAACAUUGCCUCCACAGUAUGCGUCAGUGACGAUGCCUCAUGCGAGAAGAUGCGCCUCUCACUCGAAGACUGUGACGUAGAAAAGGACAUCUUCGGCUUCAUCAAGGAGUCGGGCACAGGCCAGGAGAUUCCUGAUCCUCCCAAGUUCAUCAACUUCUGCAGGGGAGAUGCCGAAACCUCAUCGAUAGCCUCCGAGGAGGACGAGAACUACUCAGUCGCCCAGUUCGCUAGAACCCUAAAUCCAGCCUACCGCGCUUCCUCACCAGCGCCUUCCACAUUCUCUUCGCACAAUGAUCCGAACAAUCCGCUAGUACGAGAGCUGGGCCUUCCACAGUCGACACGCCCAAUAGCUCCCGACGACAUCAUGCUACCACAGCCCUCUCUCGACAACGCCCGACAGUCGCCCAGGCAGUCGAUAGAUAUGCCACGGCAAUCUGUAGAAUCAUUCCGACAGUCUAAAGAUUCGUUCAGACAGUCUGUAGAUUCGUUCAGACAGCCGAUUGAACCUCCGCCACCACUGAUGGACGAACCGCAGCAGCGUAUGGAUUCUCCCCGGCAGCGUCAUGAAUCUCCUCGACCGCGCAUGGAGUCUCGCCGUCAAUCCGUAGAAUCUACCCGACAGCGUGCUCAGUCCCGACCGCGUGCUGAUUCCCGACAUGCUGAAUCUAUACAUCAAGUGGAUCCGCGAUACCAGCAAGUCGAGCCACUGAGACAACGUGCAGAGCAGCCAAGACAGCAGGUGCAGCCGUUGAGGCAACAUACAGAUCCCCCAAGACAGCAAGAGCGCAUUGAGCCUCUGAGACAGCACACCGAACCACUAAGACAACAACACCAUAUCGAACCUCUGCGACAGCACGUGGAGCCACCAAGACAGCCAGAGCCACAACAAGCACCUCCAUCACCGCAAAUCACACGCGCAGUGCAGCCAGAUCCCCGGUUGGUUCAAGCACAGCAACAAGCUCGCCAACAGUAUCAACAAAACCAGGUCCCACACAACGACUAUCCUGCUGAUGGGAUGACACAAUUCUGCCGUAUUGAUGCACCAUCUGAUCGCAGCUCAAUCCCAAGCCCCGUUCGACCUGCUAGCAGGGAGGAUUCGCAAAGUGAAUAUUCAAACCCUACGUCGUUCUCUAGCAUUGAGGCACCAAGUGGUUCCGCUUCCCCUGGUAAGCCAAUGGCACAGUCUCCGGUCCGUGAAACUAGCCCGCCUGGGCCUGAAGAGCAAUCGUUUGCAAAGAAGAGAGGCUUUUUCAACAGCAGUCCAUUCGCGCGGAGAAAGAGCAAACACGACGUCGAGACUCCGGCAGCUCUUAUGCCUGCCAAUCGCAAUCGCAACACAUGGGCACCGUCCCCGCGCAAAACCACGGAGGAGAAUACCAGCCCCACCAAGAGCUUUGCCAGUAGAGCACCUGUUACUCGGGCUAUUCAAAGUCGUGCGCCCUCGCCCAGUCCAGAACCAGCUGAUCCUCGAGCCACCUUCCAGCUCAACGUCGGUAACAAUGUUUUCGACGUAGCCACGCCAGACAAGAAGAAGCAACAAGAGCAGGAACCAGAGCCAGGGGAGGAGCUUGACCCGAUUGCGCAGGCCCUGGAGGAAUUGAGGGGUGUCACUAAACAGACGUCUGUUCGUCAGACAGAUGAUCGCAAACAGGCCGGUUCCCGCCAGACAGCAGAUCGUUACAUGGGUCUUGCAACGCCUGCUCCUCCGGGCACGCCUGGUAUCAGCUCGAGGCUGGCAGGCGGCAAGCCAACUCCCCUUUCUAACGUAGCAGACCUGAAUGCUGCAAAGCGAGGCACACCUCCUCCACAAUACGAUCAGCCACCACGAGAGCAACCACGAGAGCAACCACGAGAGCAACCACGAGAGCAGCCACGGGAGCAACCACGGGAGCAACCACGGGAGCAACCGCGACAGCAACCGCAACAACCACCACAGCAACCACCAGAGCAGCCAGCUAUGUCGCGCUUGGGAGCUCCUAAGCCAGCACAUACUUCGCGUGCAAUGCAAAAGACCACCCAGAUGUAUGUCAACCAGAAAGUGAACAUGUUCAACACUGGUCAGGCGUCUCGAUCCUCUAGCCGCAGUCCCACAAAGCAAGAACCACCACGGACUGCCUCUCCCGCACAACCUCCACGUGCUAUCAGCCCCCGGCCCACAAUCAAUACCACACAACAGGCGCCUCAAAACUCAUACCGUUCACAGCCCAAUUCGCCUUCUACAUACCAGCCUGCGCAACGACAGCAACCACCAGCUGCGCAACCAGCACCAAGGGCGCAACCACAAGCAACACAACCUGCACCACGCCAACAGCCUGUAGCUCAACCAGCACCACGAGCACAACAGCAGCCCCAGCAACCGCCGCAACAACAAGCCCCACGACCAGCAUCGAGGCUCCAGCAGCAGCAGCAACAGCAAAGGGCACAACAGCAAGCCUCUCCCGCAACUUCAUUCAGCCGCACCGCAUCACCCAAUCCAUAUGCCGCAUCGAGUGCCGGCAGCAGGCCCAGAGCGCAAACAACUACCGCCGCCGCUCAAGCUUACGGCGCACCGGUAGGACGUAACUCGUUCCAACAACCAGCCCGCGGCGCACCAUCCCCAGCACCGCGAACUGCAUCACCUCUUCCCCCACAGCAGCCCCCUCAACCAGCCUACGCACAAUCACAAUCCCGACCCCAGUCUCGCGCGGCACCUGGUCCGGCUUCCAGAGCUGCAAGUCCGAACCCGGCUUUCCGCAACUCUGCUGCUUCAGAUCGUCCACCCAGUUCUCACAGUGGCGCUGGCAUGGACCUCGCUCUGUCGACUGCGGGUAGCGUACGCGGCGAUGGUAGUGUCUACGGCGGCAGUCAAUACGGAGGCAGUGUGCGUGGUCGUCCUGGAACUGCUACCUCGGCGCGCCCUACGACCUCUGGAUCUUCAGUGAGGCCCGGUACUGCUAGUACAGCGCGACCGCAAUCUUCCUACAUGGGCGGUGGAAGUGAGUUUGGAUUUGGGGCCAGUGGUGGGAGUGCGGGGAGUGUGAUUGGAAGUGUGAGAGCUGAGAGCAGGGCGCGCAGUAAGAGUUUGGCUGAGCCGAAGAAUUACAACAGUCAGGGGAGAUUGAUUUUGAAUUACUCACGCGCGAUGUAUUCCUAUGCGGCACAGAUCCCAGAGGAACUAGGUUUCCAAAAGGGAGACAUUCUUGCUGUGCUUAGGUUGCAGGAUGAUGGGUGGUGGGAGGCUGAACCUGUGGGUAACACUGGUCGGCCUGGUCUUGUGCCUUCGAACUACCUCCAGCCAUGCUGAACGUUGGGACUUUGUGAAUGAGCUGGAUGGAAGGACGAAUGGAUGGAAACUUUUGACGGUUUCGACCGAUGCUUUUUUACGAUUCAGCGAUGCGUUUGCACAUA
Molecule: messenger RNA, 4402 nt
Organism: Alternaria alternata
Lineage: Eukaryota; Fungi; Ascomycota; Dothideomycetes; Pleosporales; Pleosporaceae
Exons: 3
Coding region: 303-4298 (1331 amino acids)
Biological process (GO): cytoskeleton organization
Cellular component (GO): cell division site; cytoplasmic side of plasma membrane; plasma membrane
Molecular function (GO): phospholipid binding; protein binding
Source: RefSeq, a predicted model, not a curated record